Messenger RNA from Rhinichthys klamathensis goyatoka, 2183 nucleotides. It is a transcript of the gene ildr2a, whose product is annotated as immunoglobulin-like domain-containing receptor 2. The record is from RefSeq and is a predicted model, not a curated record. Gene Ontology annotation, cellular component: membrane. Bases 60 to 2123 code for a protein of 687 amino acids. The transcript is spliced from 11 exons. Lineage: Eukaryota; Metazoa; Chordata; Actinopteri; Cypriniformes; Leuciscidae. Gene Ontology annotation, biological process: pancreas development.
CGCGCGCCUCCGUUCCCUCAGACCCGUUACUCUCGAGACGCAGAAUAGACGGACGGAAAAUGAAGCGAAAAACACGAGGAAAACACGAUCGCAAUUCUGCUACGGGAAACGAAACGGAACUGUUUAGAAGGAUUUCACUCGUCAGAUGCUGGAUUUCACUCGUGGCGUUCACAGCGGUGUCGCGGGGGGAGGCCGUGCAGGUCUCGGUUCGGGACGAGCGGCGCUUUGCGAUGCUCUUCCAGCCGGUGGUCCUGCCGUGUCAGUACACCAGCGUCUCCUCGCAGACUCCAGUGGUCCAGUGGUGGUACAAGUCGUACUGUCGCGAUCGCACGCGCGACGCCUUCCGCUUCCCCGACGCGCUGGCGCUGCACGGGUCCGAGCUCGGCUCUGCGGUGCACCUGGACUGCGGAGACACCGGUCGCACCGUGAGGAUCGUGGCGUCGGGUCAGGGCUCCUCCAUCACUCUGGCUGAGCACUACAAGGGCCGAGACAUCUCCAUCAUCAACAAGGCUGAUCUGCGCAUCGGUGAGCUGCAGUGGGGCGACAGUGGCGUUUACUUCUGUAAAGUCGUGAUCUCUGACGAUCUGGAGGGUCAGAAUGAAGCGCAUGUGGAGCUGCUUGUGUUGGGUCAGACAGUUUUGGCCGAUGAUCUUCUGCCUGGCUUUAAUGUGGAGAUUGUUCCAGAGUGGGUGUUUGUGAGCGCUGUGGUCGUGGGCAGUGCUCUGGUCCUCCUGCUGGUGGGAGUUUGCUGGUGUCAGUGUUGCCCUCACUCCUGCUGCUGUUACGUCAGAUGCUGCUGCUGCCCAGAGACCUGUUGCUGCCCUCGACACCUGUAUGAAGCAGGGAAGGGGAUCAAGACAGCAGUGCCCACACCAGUGCCCAUGUUCCCUCCAUACUACAUAGCUGGGAUGCCCACCAUGGUGCCCAUCGCCCCACCCUCCCUCAUCGACCCACACCUGUCCAUCGACCCACACCUGUCCACCGCACCAUCGCUGGAGCACAACGGCUCGGCAGUGCGGAGUGGUUUCCAUCUGCAGUCUGCGUCAGAUCAGAGCUCUCUGAAGGUGCUGCAGUUCGUGGAGAAGCAGCUCGCUCAGUUCAACCCGUCACAGACGCUUAGCAGCAGCCGAGACUCCUGCAGUAUGUCCGAGCUGAGUUCAUUACAUGAUGCAGAAACGGACUUCCAUCAAACCUAUCGACAAGUACAAAAAAAGGCUCUGCCAGUCAUCCCUGAUCUUGAUGACCCCACUGACCUCCGGACCACAGAUUUAUCUCCCAUUCAUGAGGGACGAUACACACGACAGCCACAGCAUAGAAAUCAGGUGCCAGAUGACAACCGCAGGUGGAACCCUCGCUCCGAGCACCUGCAGAGAAAGGCUUUCCUGGAUCACGGACGGACCGGAUCUCUGGAUGAGCUCGAGGAGUUUGCGAUGACAUAUAUGCAGCGAGGACGUCACGGAGAGCUUGGAAACCGGGAGGAUGACUACAGAACACACAAACGAGAGCGCGAGAGGGAAAGAGAGCGAGAACGGGAGCGCGAGAGGGAGAGAGAGCGAGAACGGGAGCUUGAGCGGGAUCGGUACCCAUUUUAUUCUUCCAAACGUUACUCUCCAAAGGCCAGUCCAGCGAGACGCCUGCCCAGCCCUCCGCCACUGCCUGGGAUAAGGCGGGACAAUGAUCAACCCCAACGGGAUCCACGGGAUCAGAGAGAUUCCAGCAGUACCGGGAGCAGACGAGACUACGAUGAUGCCCUUCUCAACAGUUUAUUGGAACGUAAAGCUAAAGCUGGGAAGAGUGUCUCUUCAAAGGCAGGCCGUACUGAAGAGGACUCGGAAACACCUUCCAAAAACAGCAUCAAGAAAACCAGUGAGCGUCUCCACAGCAGGUCCUCGAGCAACCAGUCCCCUCGCCAGCGACCGGCAGAGGAUAGUGAAUCUCUGCCUCCCUACGCAGAGAAGGAGCUGGAGCUGGAGCGUUCCCGAGGAGCCGAGACCGGACAACAACGCUCCGGUCACGGGCAAAGGAGAGUGACAUUUUUUGAUGAACAAAGUGCGCAGUUUGAUUCCGACCUAGGUCUUUCGAUCACGGUUCGAUUUGUACCUCGAUUUGACAACAGAAAAUAACCUGUACACAGAACACACUGCUGACCAGACACACGCUCGAGGUCUGAUGCCCUCACACAC